UGUAUUAUGUAUUAAGUAAUUAGUAAGGCAGUCAAUAAACGAUCGUCGACCAAAGCACUCGUUUCAUUUAGAUAGCCCACACAUCACAUGGCGACCCUGCCAGUGGUGCGUCGCGGGCGCGCCGCUUGUAAAGUAAUAUCUAGUUACGACGCCGAGUUUUAAAUAAGUGCAUAACAAUUUUUGGACUAACUUGCAAAAAAUUAUAAAUUUACUUAUUCCGCACAAACAUAUUUUUGACAUUACCUACGCAUCGUCUGUACCUGUUUAUAGUUUGUGAAAAAAGAUGAGAACCUAUUUAUACUAAGAAUAUGGGAAGAAAAAACACGAAACAGGAAAAUGAAGAAAUAGUGAUAGCGCAGAAUGCGGCUGGAGGAGAAGGAAAUUCGGCAGUGAUCCAAGAGUUUCAGAGCCACAUGUCCACGAUUAAGAUUUUCGUAGGAACUGUUUGCGUAAUUAUCAUCCUCGUCGCCGGCGUGCUGGCCUACCUACAGACAAUACCGGAAAUGUCACCAGAAAUGGAUACAGAGAGAAGUAAGAGCUGAAAUCGUAGAAGGUCUUCGACGUCGCAUGUCAUGGCGCAGAGGGUUGGAGUUAGUAGAUGAAGAAAGUGGAAAGUGAUUAUAGUGAGUGAACAAUUUAAAUGGGUGAGCGAUUACAGUUUAUUCUAAGCGAACUCCAAAGUAUUUGUUUGAAUUUAAGAAAAUUAGGGUUAGAAAGGAGAGAAAAAUAUAAGGACAGUGUUGAAAAUAAGAUAAAAAACGCUAAGAUAUUGUUUAAGGAGCAUUUGUAUUUAGUACAAAAUUUUAGACGUACAGUAUGUGCAGGAAAAUGCAUAUUUUUUGGAAUUGUUAACUAAGGAUAUCGAUUUAACUUUUAAGAAAAUUUUAGGUUACGAAAUAAAGUCAGAUAUUGAAAGUGUAACCAUGGACAAGUUCGACAUUAAAACGGCGGCAGCCUUGAUCCCCGUGAUGAACGGUACGGAGGAAAUUACUGAAAAAAUGAUAGAUGCUAUACAAAUGUCUGAUUCAUGCUCAAAAGAGCAAACUUGCAAAGUUUUGUUAAUUUCUUUCGUUUUAAAAACGCGUAUCAGUAAAACUGCUAAACUCAAAUUAAAACAAAAUUAUGCAACUGUUACGGAAUUGAUAACUGACAUACAAAAAUAUUUGCUAACUAAGCAAUCGGCAAGUUCUCUUUUAACGUUUGGGGCUUACGACAAAGGGAAGAUCUUCCACCGAGCGGAUGAUAUUACUCGGUAGACCGACGGUCCGAAUGUUGUUGUUCGGAACUUGUAUAUAUGCGCUUUAUCUUGAAAACGUCGUAAGCGAGAUUCAGGCAUCUGUCAAUUAUCCUGCGUUGUAUGAUGGCUACCCGCCACAAACGCAAAUUAAUAAUAUAAGUCAAAAGGAAAUGACCAUAAAAGAUUAUGCAAAUAAAUUAGAAACAAUGUUCGUUAACCUGACAAUUUCGCAAGCUAAUUCAAAACCAGAGGCAUACGAAAUUUUGAGGCCAAUUAAUGUUGGCCGUGAAAAAGUUUGCGGAUGGUCUCCGCAAUAGGAGAUUGAGUACAAUCAUAUCAGCGCGAGACUACAGCGACUUCAAGGACGCGGUAAGAGCAGCUGAGGAUGAGGAAUCAGCGCAGCCACCGCAAGGCACCGUGUUAAACUAUCGGGGUAAGCGAAAUUAUUUUCCAUCAAAUAUAUACAGACAGAACUACUCCCAAGGUUACGGUUACAGAUCUCAGCGCCCUGCCGGUCAUCGUGGUUAUGGUAAUUUUUACAGACACCCUGGAGCACCAAUGUUCCCUCAAUAGGCAAAUAGAUACAUACGGCCGUCACGUCCCCAUUGUCAAUCUUAUCGCGGACGCGUAAAUACCUAUAAAACAUAUAGGGACGUCAGAACUCUGACCAGGCAUAUACAAUGCAACAACCUAUGCCACAUACGAAUAAUCCGUCUCCUACAAGUAGUACUCAAGACAAUGUAGAUUCCAUGCAAAUGCAGUUUUUUCGGCCAUAAAAUUUUAAAUUGUAAUCAUGACACAGAAUUUAUAACAGUUUAUAUUAACAAUCAUACAUAUAUCUUUUAUUAGACACUGGAGCAACAUUAUCUGUAUUAGAUAGAAGGGCGAUACCCGAGAACGUAACUAUAAACAAAAGCGAUGUUGUUAUAAACGGCGUUGGUGGUCAAGUUAGCGUGAAUCACUUUGCUGACAUAACAUUAUAGUUAGAAAACGGAAACUUAUUUUGUCACAGGUUCUACUUAUUCGAUUCAUUACCAUGUCGAGUCGACGGAAUUAUCGGGUUAGAUUUCCUGAGAACGAACUUCGCGAACAUUGAUUUAUCAAAUAACAUAUUAACAUUACUGAGAAAUGGUAGAGAGAGUGUGGUACAAAUUCAUAAGAAUAGCGAUUUUGAGGCUUAUUUAAAUAUUCCAGCACGUAGUGAGUCAAUACAUUUUUUGAAAUGCAAUUAUAAUGAACAAACAGAUUUUGUGGUAAGCUCUAAGCAGUUAACAGAAAAUUUAUUUUUGGCAGGAAGCAUACUCAGAUCGAAAAAUAAUAAAAUUCCAGUACAAAUUCAGAACACCAGUGAGCAAGAUAUUAAGUUACCAGUAUUUGAACCAUGUGUGGACGUAUUAAGCAAUUUCGAGCAGUGUAAAAUCGGAAAACUAAAAUCAGAUGUAGACAGAGUGAAAAAAUUACUAUCCCAAUUAAAUUUAAAUCAUUUAGGGUUGGAAGAACAAAAAUCAAUAGAGAUAAUUUGUGCUAAAUAUUCUGAUGUUUUUUAUUUAGAAGGAGAUACAUUAACAACAACAAAUAUUAUGAAUCAAUCAAUUAUUUUGAAACCAAAUGUCAAGCCAGUUUAUACGAAACUUUACAGGUUACCGCAAUCUUUAAAACCAGAGGUCAAAAAACAAAUUGAUAAAAUGAUACGUGAGGAUAAUAUCGAAGAAUCGAAUAGCAAGUCCGAUAUUGCUGGUACCAAAGAAAGUAGAUGAAAAUGGUAAUAAAAAAUGGAGAUUAUUAAUAGAUUUUAGAAAGGUUAAUGAAGAUAUACAGGAUGACAAAUUCUCGUUACCAAACAUGACAGACGUACUAGACGCACUAUCAGGAAGCAUUUAUUUUACUCACUUAGAUUUGAAUCAAGGUUUUUAUCAGGUUACUCUAGAUCCUGAAAGCAGAAAAGUUACAGCAUUUACUACUAACACCGGCCAAUAUCAAAUGAAGAGAUUGCCUAUGGGACUUGAAAUAAGCCCAAGUGCUUUCUCUAGAAUAAUGUCAGUAGCACUUUCAUGACUAACAUACGAAAAAUGCUUUGUGUAUUGCGAUGACGUCAUUGUCUUUGGAAGGAACUUAGAGACGCAUAAUAAGAAUUUAAUUUCAGUUUUUGAGCGAUUCCGAAAAGUUAUUUUAAAACUUAACCCAAAAAAGUGUGACUUUUUAAAGAAAAACAUUCUCUAUCUUGGACACGUAGUAUCAGCUGAAGGAGUUUUGCCAGACCCAGAAAAAACUAGAACUUUGCAAAAUUAUCCAGUUCCGAAAAACGCUGAUGAGGUUAGAAGAUUCGUUGCAUUUUGCAAUUACUACCGGAAGUUUAUUCCAUCAUUCGCAGAGAUAGCGAUACCCUUAAAUAAUUUAUGUAGAAAACAUCAACCGUUUGUAUGGUCCAAAGAAUGCGAUAUAGCGUUUAAUGAAUUAAAAAAUAAAAUAAUUACACCACCUUUUUUAUUUAUUUUUAUUGCUUAGGUGGGUUUAUGAGCUCACAGCCCACUUGGUGUUAAGUGGUUACUGGAGCCCAUAGACAUCUAAAACGUAGACGCGCCACCCGCCUUGAGAUACAAGUUCUAAGGUCUCAGUAUAGUUACAACGGCUGCCCCAUCCUUCAAACCGAAACGCAUUACUGCUUCACGGCAGAAAUGGGCAGGGUGGUGGUACCUACCCACGCGGACUCACAAGUGGUCCUACCACCAGUAAUUACGCAAAUUAUAAUUUUGCAGGUUUGAUUUCUAUUACACGAUGUUAUUCCUUCACCGUGGAAGUCAAUCGUGAACAUUUGUUGAGUACGUAUUUCAUUAGAAAAAUUGGUACCCGCCUGGAAUUCGAACACCGGUGCAUCGCUUCAACAUGAAUGCACCGGACGUCUUAUCCUUUAGGCCACGACGACUUACUACCUAUUUUACAGUAUCCAAACUUUGACCAGGACAAUGAAUUUAUCUUACAAACAGACGCUUCAAAGAAAGCAAUACGUUCAGUAUUAUGUAAUAGAGAUAUGAAACCAGUAGCAUAUUCAAGCAGGCCAUUAAAUAAAGCUGAACUAAACUACCCAACCAUACAGAAAGAGUUAUUAGCGAUAGUGUGGAGUGUUAAGUACUUCAGACCAUACUUAUAUGGCAGAAAAUUUACGAUCAAAACUGAUCAUAAGCCUUUAAUUUAUUUAUUUGGGAUGAAAGACCCAUCUAGUAGACUUUUAAAAUUACGUUUAACACUAGAAGAAUACGAUUUCAAUAUUAUUUACGUAAAAGGAAAGGAAAAUGUUGUGGCAGAUCAUUUGUCCAGAAUUACUUUAACAUCAGAUGAAUUAAAAGAUAUGAGUAAUCAAAGUAUUAAUGUAAUGACUAGAGCACAGAAAAAAGAUGGGAAAAUUUAGGCCAUGGUAUAAAAAGUGACCCUAAUACAUAUAUCCGCAGACAAAAGGAUUGAUCACCCUCGAGUCGCAGAGAUAUUACGGAAACCGAACGAUACCAUAGACUUAGUUUUCGAACGCGAUAAAGAAUUAGACAAACUACGAAAGAAAGAUAAAAUAACAUGCGAAGAAAAAUGUUUUGCGUUUGCACCGAGUGAACAAAGGUUAUAUAUUAGUCUUAGGUUUAAAUUACAUUUCACGCGAGACGUAUUUGUAAAUGAACUAAGAUAUUUUUGUGAAAAUUUUAAAAUAAAAGAACUAUGUGUACGGUUUGCACAUACCUAACCAAUACGUGGACACGCCGUGCGUCGUCAUUGUGGUGUCAGGUUAUUUUAUUAUAUUCUUAGAGCAGUGCACUUAGCAACACGCACUUGUUAAGACGUUACCAUCUGUCCUUUACCAAUAUAAUAAAGGUGCUCAAACAACAUUCUUAGUUUACUCUUUGGAACUCAACAAAACUUCCCCUUGGACCCCAACAUUUUUUUUGGUCCUUCGAGCUUAUUCUCGCAUGUUUUUGUGUCUCUAACAACAGUGGCGAAUCGGUUCAGCUGGCCUCUCACAAGCGAGAAUCCCCAGCUGCAUUGAGACAAGGGCGCACACACUGGGUAAGAGUGCAUAAACAUAGUGAGAUUUGGAUACGACCAAUUUAUCAAAAUUGGAUCUUCGUGUCGUGAACUACGCCUAGCUGUACUUGUCACCGUCAACUACGUGCCAAGUUUGGUGAGCUGUCACAUUAUUUCAUAACAUUAACAUGGAUAAACUUGAACUUCAAUCAACUUGUUUCGAGAAUAUCAAAACUUUGUGUACAAGCUACCGCAAAUAUUCUUCGUCUCGAAAAACUGAAGAGUACCUCAACAUACGUUUGUCAUCUUUUGAAGAACAGUGGAGAGACUUCGAGGCGAGAAAUGCCUUAUUACUACUGGAACUGGAAGACAAAACUAUACAUUAUUUCUCGGAAGACGUUUACAACAAAACUAAAGAAAUGUAUCUAACAACAAAAACAGACUUAAACAACAAACUUAAAUACUUGAAACAGCAAAAACAUAGUGUGAAUUUUGAUUUAAGUGACAUUUCUGUUGAGUACACUCAAGACUGCGAGGAUGGGAAAUCUGAAAAAAUACAACAACUUUUAAAUAAACAAGAAUGCAAUUUUAAUGCGAUUUGUCAUGCAUUGUCUAAAAUUGACAUCAUUAGAACUAGUGAAAAGUGGGAGCUGGAAGAUAAUUUUAAUAUUUUAAAAUCAAAGUGGGAGUGCAUCGACAAACUGCACUGGGAAAUUGACUUUCAGCUGAAGAGGUCUAACGAUCACUAUUACCGGAUGUACUCAGAUAUCGAAGAAAAAUAUGAUGAAUUGAGAAAACAACUUCAAUCUAAAAUUUGGUCGAAUGCACACUAUCAGCAGUCGACACCGAGAAUGGAAUUACCUGAUUUUUACGGAAACUACAGUAAGUGGAACUCUUUUAAGGAUCUGUUUCUCGAAACCAUCCAUAACAACCCAACAAUAAACAAAGCGCAAAAAAUGAAACAACUGAAAACCAAAUUGAAGGGGGAAGCAGAAAGUCUGGUACAGCAUUUAUCCGUCUGUGCUGAAAACUACAACUCCUGCUGGGAUAUUUUAGUGCAACGGUAUGAUAAUCGCCGCCUACAAUUUUCAUCGUUUUUCAACACAAUGAUGAGUCUCCCUGUUAUACAUGAACCCGACGCUAACAAUCUCAAGAAAAUGCAUGACAUCAUUAAGUAAUGCAUGAACGGCAUAGCUAACAUCGGGCUGGAUACGGCAACGUGGGAUCCAAUGAUCGUGCAUUUAAUGUUACCAAAAUUAGAUUCAACAACUUUAAAUGAUUAUAAUGAUUUGAAUUUGAAUUUGAAUUUGAAUUAUAUUAACGAAAUCCGAGAUCACAGAGAAUUACAAAACCUGCAAGAUUUUUUAUAUUUUUUGGAGUGCAAGUUUAUGGCAUAUGAAACUGCAAAGUCAACAAAAUCAGUAAAAAAUACCUCUUCAGAAAAAACAUCUCAUUGGAUACCGGCUAACAGUAAACAACCUGUAAAAAAUUUGACAUAUGACUCUAAGAAAACUUAUAACUAUCACGCUACUUAUGGAAAAUGGAAUUAAAAUUGAAUAUGUAUUAUAACAUAACAACGUACUGGGAAGGAACUCGUCGUGUCGAAAAACUAUUUUAAUACUGUGAAAGAUUUGUGUCACAGUGCGAACAUACAAACCUGCAAAACUAUCAUAGAACAACUAAGCCACGAGAUGGAACUGCUCGGUCAUUAUAACUCAAUUUUGAUAAAUCCGCAAAAACAUUUGACUAGCAGAAAAAAACGCGGUCUGGUGGACGGAGUGGGCUACGUAGCCAAUAGCUUGUUUGGAAUAUUGGACCAACGUUUUGCUGAAAAAUAUUAAAAUGACAUAAAAACGAUUCAGAGUAACGAAGACUAUUUACUUGAGCUAAUAAAAAACCCAAACUAGCAUCGUGGAAUUAGAAUACAAAGUACUAAAGAAAAGUGAAGAUAACAUUCAACGGCAAUUCGAUAUGAUCGACCGCUUUGUCAACCAAACAAAAUUAAACUUGGCAACAAUUGAAAUGGAAAUGCAGAUUCUCUCCGCUACUACCUAUUUGAACUCGGCUUCAUUGACUGUAUAUCUUCUUAUCAACAGCCUAAAGACUUUCCAAAACAUGCUGUUCAAUUCGCUUACAAACGUUUACCAAGGACAUAUAGAUGUGCACCUGAUAUCUCCAGCUCAUCUUACACAGCAAUUGGACGAAAUAUCCGGGAAAAUUCCGAAAGACUUAUCUUUACCCGUAGAAAACUACAAAGAAGAUACAAAGGAUCUCUACACGUUGAUAUAUGUGAAGGCGCGAGUCACCGAAAACUAUUUUCUUUUCGAAAUGCAUAUACCAAUUGUAUUUAUAUCCUGACUAUCCAAUGUGAAUUGAGCAAAUACGUGGAAGCAUACCCAAUACCUUCAAAGGAUACGAUAACAGUCGCAAAAGCAUUUGUAAGUAAUUUUGUGUUCAGAUAUGGAAUUCCCAAGGCGAUUGUAACCGAUUUCGUGUCAUCCACCAUGAAUGAGGUAUGUAAACUUCUGAACAUAGACAAAGAAAUGUCCACGGCUUAUCACCAUCAGUCGUUAGGCGCCUUCGAUCAACAAUAGUAACUAGAUAAAGGGAUACGUACAAAAUUAAAGCAAAAACUGUCCGCGUGAAUAUAUACUUAUAUAGCUACAUUCGUUUACUAACAAACGGAGAAAAAAGUUUUGAAACACUUUUACGUUCAAACUAAUAACAACUAUGGCACCUAGUAAUAAAGUCACAAAUCUCCAAAACAUUAUCUAAUACUUACGAUCAUUCGUCACAUAAAACGAGCAAAGCAAUAAAUUACUCCUGUCACUUACCAAUAAAAAGACAUAUUUUAAACAACUUUUAAUGUUAAAUCAAUCUUAAAUAGCAACAAAUAAAGUAACUUUUCCCUUAAUUGCUCUGAGAACUAACAUCGUUUUGCUUUAUUUAUUUUUGCUUCUUGAAAUGCCGAUUUGUAUUUACUACAGGAGGUAAGGGAGUCGCGCUUAACACUAAAAUAAUUUAUUAAUGAAUUAAAGUAAAAGUUUAGUUGUUUACUUUUUAUGUUUUGGAAAUGUAUGUUUGUUAGUAUCUAUACAUUACUUAUUAUUUUAUUAGCGUUACGUUUUUGUGUAAUAUAUAUUUUUAAGUUUUCGCGACCAGUGCACAUAAUAAAACAACGUUUAAACGGUUUCAAGCGUGGUAUUUUUAUUACAAUGUUUCGGCCACGUUUCAGUAGCCGUGAGCACGGAAGGCAAAGAUGUCCAGUGUCAAUAAGCGGAGAUCUUAGCUGGCUUAUAAAAGUCAUCUCUUGUUUCUCUGGCGACAAUCGAGAUCCAUUCUGCACACGUGAUUGCUAGGAAAGCUAAAAUAAAAAUGGAAAGCUAAGUAUCUAAUGAGAGUCUAACAAACAGACACAAAAGCAGCAUUAACCAAUUUUAACCAACUAAUUUUGAAGUGCUGCUAACAAAUUUUAAAAAAUUAUUACAACACAAAUCUACUCCAUGCAUUUACUGUUCUGUUAAGCAAAAGUUUGUCCAUGUGUUGGCCGAGCCUUGGCCAACAUUUGUAGCGGUGGUUAAAAAUCGGUAAUUUUGUUCAAAAUUUAAUAUUAUUUAUAAGUUUAAAGCUUACAAUAUAGUUUAUACUUCAUGUACUUACCGAAAGUAAGAUAUUCCGGCCGUUAAAUUGCUUUUUCGGGCCUUAUUUUUGCAACUUUUGAAUACACACUGCGGUAUUGUGAGACGGGUUGACAUUGGCUGUGUUUGAAGUGAACUAAACAAAAUAAGAGCUCACAUUUCAAGUGCGCUGUUAUUUGACGAGACGGAUUUUAUGCACUGACCCGAAAUCUAGUUACUAUUGUUGAUCGAAGUUAGGCGCAUUGGAAAAUUCACACAAAAGCCUACGUAACUUUUUACGUAUACAAUGCGAUGAAAACAUGGGAUCUUGGGGAUAUUGGUUACCGUUUUGGACUUUUGCAUAUAAUAAUACCAUGCAUACGUCAACCACAUAUGCACCUCAUGAGCUUGUCUUUGGGAAGAAAUGUAAUAUUCCCACUAGGUUAACAAGUAAUGUUGUAGAGCCAAUAUAUAAUAUCGAUAAUUAUGUAUUAGAGUUAAGGUAUAGAUUACAAUUAGCAAAUAAGGAUGCAAGAGAAAAGUUAAUUGCAGAUAAGAUAAAACGAAAAUGUACGUAUGAUAAGAACAGUAAAUCAACUGUGUACGAAAAAGACGAUUUAAUUUUAUUAAAAAAUGAGACCGGAACAAAAAUGGACAGAGUGUUUCACGGACCAUAUAGUAUUGUAGAAGAUCGCGGACCUAAUGUAAAAUUAUUAAAAGAUAACAAAUAGAAUUAGUACAUAAGAAUAGGAUAAAACCAUUUCAUCCCAUAUAGUAUUGUAGAAGAUUGCGGACCUAAUGUAAAAUUAUUAAAAGAUAACAAAAUAGAAUUAGUACAUAAGAAUAGGAUAAAACCAUUUCAUCAAGGUUAAUAACAAAUGUUUAAUUAUCUAUACUAAUAUUAUAAAGAGGAAAGAUUUGUUUGUUUGUUUGUUUCGAAUAGGCUCCGAAACUACUGGACCGAUUUGAAAAAUUCUUUUUCCAUUAGAAGCCGACAUUGUCCCUGAUGAACAUACGGCCGUUUUCAAUAACGUAUCUGAGUUUUCGGAUAGAUAGCUAUCUCCGAAUAUCAGCAAGAGCGUAUCUAUCCUUAGUUUGCGUUUCACAAUCACGGAUAAUUGCUAUCUCUCUUUAACCAACAGUAGAUAGCUUCUUCCCUCCGAUUUAUCCGAGCCUCUUGAUACGUUUCGUUCUACUACAAAUACGAAACAACAUCAGGUUCAAGACUUAUUUUAUUUUAUUCUAAAUUAUAACUAUAAUUUAACCAGCAUAUUGUAGACUAUCAUAAACACAUUUGUUUAUAACAAAAAGUAAUAAAAACAUAUGUAGAUUUUUUUAAAUUGGACGUAUUGCUAUUUUUAUCCUAGUCGAAAUUAUGAAACGAAACGUUUUGACAGUCCGUUUGCCAAUAAGCAGUGAUCAGUUUCUUUUGUUUGUUUUUCUAUUGUUUACCUACUAUAUUAGAUGAUGACUUACCUCCAAAACGUUUUAAAACUUUCGUUUAUAAUUCUAAGUGUGUUUAUAAUUAAAGAGCUACAGUGAAAUAAAAUGAAUUCUUCAAGAAAGUCAGCACCCAUGACAAAAGAUGAGACGAUGAUUCUAGCAGAACUUGUGGCGGCGAAAAAACAUUUCAAUAAUAAGGCAACAAAUGCCACAAACAAUAAAUUGAAGGAGCAGGCUUGGCAAAUGAUUUUAAUUCGUCGAUUCGUCGUUUCCCACGAACUCCAUCGCAGCUUCGACUAAAAUGGGAUAACUUAAAGAACGCUACGGCAACAUAAGAAACAACCUUAGUAAGGCUGGGGGUGGUAAGGAUUGCAGAUGAAAUUUUGGAUAAAGCAUGCACAUUGUUGUAGGUCACAUAUAAUAUUUUUAACACUUUUACAGCCAAGCGGAAACAAGAUGGAAGAAAAGAAAUGCAAGGCUAGCAUAGGGACAAUGCAUUAGCAGAAUAUCUAAUAGCAAAAAAGAGACUUGACUUGGAAAAUAAAGAAAAGGAGAUUGUUGUAGCAAAAGUUAAGUUAGAUUUAGAUAAUUUAAAAAAUUACUUAAAAGGAAUAUUAAAUUUCAUAAAUUAAGUAGGCAAUAAUAAUUUUAUGUUAGAUAGUUUUUUAAGUAUAUGUACAAAUUCUAAAUUAAAUAUCUUGCAUGUACUAACUACCAUGUAAUUAUCAUUUUGGAAAAUAAAAAAUAGUCAAAUUA
Bombyx mori (domestic silkworm) is the source of this 11058-nucleotide messenger RNA. RefSeq lists its product as uncharacterized. The transcript is spliced from 3 exons. The coding region runs from base 5431 to 6420 and encodes 329 amino acids. The record is from RefSeq and is a predicted model, not a curated record. Lineage: Eukaryota; Metazoa; Arthropoda; Insecta; Lepidoptera; Bombycidae.